UGAUACUGCCAUCGCGCCAGUCUGUGCAUGACGCUCGGCGCGCGCGGUCUCUCGCGCCGGAGCGCGGCAUCAUGUCGCCACUUACGGCGCUACUCGUGUUCGCAGCUAUCUGUCCUCUCAUAAGUGGUGAACAUCAGAUCGGAGUGUGUAAUCUGGAAUAUUGCACGUGUACUCCCGACGCCCAUCCAUCAUGGAAGGUCGUCAACUGCACUCUCCGGCGCGACCAGAAAAUGGAUAUCUUCGAAGGAGAUCUACCAGAAACCACGACGGACCUGAUAGUCAGUGGCGCCGGAGUUCUCAUGUUCGGAGCAAACUCCUUGUCACGGCUGCGGGAUGCGAGACGAAUUUAUAUAACCGGAGCAGAAAUCGUAUUCCUGAGGGCAUACGCCGCGUCUAACCUGGAUGUCUUAUACCUACACCUGGAUGUGGAGAACUGCGAUGUCCUGCGAUUGGAAGAAAAAGCUUUCAUUAACAUCAAAGGACCACUGUCAGUAACGAUCGAAAACUGCGAGACUGUGUCGACAGAGGGUCAAGCUUUCUCGUGGUUGCUUAACAUGAACAUCACCAAUGUCGGUACCCUGCAACUCGGACCCGGAUCUUUCACCCUGGACCCGUCAGCCAGCAACGUUGGCGAGCAUGGGCCUGGGAUGUCGAUCAGGCUGAAAAAUAUUUCCCUGCCCGCCAUCCCUGCUCAGACUUUUGGAUCAUCUGCUGCCGAAAUAGUAUUCGAAAACGUUAAGAUUAAUGAGAUCUUCGCUGGAGCUUUUUCCGCCAACACCUACAACAUUGUGAUGGCUUUAAACUCGUCAGUGCAGAACAUCGAUGAAGAUGCUUUCUCUCAAAGAUCCCUGAUUAACAACCUGUAUUUCUUUGGUUGCAAAGUCCAACAAAUCGCUUCAAGAGCAGUUCAAUCGGCCAUCGGAAAUCUUAAUAUUUCGUAUACUUUGAUUGAAAAUAUGGACACAGGUGCAAUCAAUAUUACAGUAGCAUCUGUUGUUAUCCGAGACACCGAAUUCAACCAACUUAUGGAGAGAAGCAUAGAACUGUCUUCAUGGAACAAUCUGCAGAUAGAAAGAAAUUCAUUCGAUGAACUUGUCCCUAAUGCUAUAGUAGCUUUGGAUACACUCACACACGAACAAUCUGGUCAUCGCCUUACUUUUAUUGAGAACGAAGUAGAGACUGCACAUCCUAACAGUCUCAAAUUUAUAGGUCAAGCUGAAGCAAAUGAUGCGUACACAGUAGUGUAUAAAGAUAACUACUAUGGAAAAACUUGUUACUGCAAUAUUAGUAACUGGUUGCACGAAGUCUUGGGAACGGAGUCUAGUGAGCCUUACAAGACCGAAAGUCAUUGCACAGUGGACGAGUUUUUAGCUCGAUGUUUCAACGAACCCGAACAAAACAUUCUGUUCAACAAAUUCCUUGAUUCUGGCAUAUGCCAAAAAGACUCAGUUACAUUUCAUUGUGAAUCUUACAUGAGGAGAGCUGAUGGAAGUUCAACUGAAAUAAAAAAUCCUAGAUUUCCCCACAAAAAUAAACACGAUCAAAUCAUAAGUGAGCGAGACAAGAAAGUGAUUGGUAUCGUUAUAGUAACUUGUUUGGGUUGUGUCGUGAUAGUUAUGAUCAUCAGUUUUGUUAGAUGGAUGCGCCGUAAGGGAUAUUGCAUUAAUGUAAAAAACUUGCUAAUUUCGUCAAACUCGUCCUGCGGUACGUUUUGCGAGCGAAUAUGCACGUGUGGAGUAGUUACCGGUCUAGAUAAUGCCCGAUCCAUAUCCCGAUUAUCUGUAAAUGAAUAUUCUGAACGUCAUUGUUUAAAUGAACCAACUCGCGUUCAGGACAUUAUUCAAGAAUCUACUCUACAUGACGAAAUUGUUCCGACAGAAGAUAAAACAACGCAGACUUUGCCUGAAGAACUAACAAAGGAACUUCUAGAAAAUCUUAAAGAAAGAUUGGAAAGCCCAGAAAAUUAUAUAGAGGCUCGUGAAACUAUUGAGCACUUAUACGUGCUAACGAAACUUGAAGAAAAUCGUAACGCAAUGGUUCCUAAAUUAAUCAAUGUCGAAGAAAAUAUUUACGAAUUACCAUUCCAAAAUACAACACCUCGCAUUGGUAAGAAUAAAAAGCAAAUGAUCAGCAUUGGAACCCGAACACCAUCUCUUGACAAACUCUUGCCGCUGUCGCCGUACAAUCGGCAAACUGCUCUAGUUCACGAGUAUUUUGAACCAAAAGAUUUAGCGGUACACCUGUAUGCCGAAAUUGCUAAUAACGAAAAAGAAAAACGCACCUUGCUAGGCAAUAUGCCUGACGUGGUUGCGGAGCAGGCGGUGCCACGUGGCCCAUACCUCCGUGCGGUCCGCGAAAAAAUGAAUUCCUCGUCUGGGUCGCAAGUUAGCUCGCCACCUAAGACCUUGAACAACUCUACUGGAUCCCGUGGAAUGUCGACUAUUAAAUCGACAUCAUCAAAUACGUCAGCUAAAAUGAUAAAUCGUCCCUUACCCGAGAAACCCACCACCCUGGACCCAGGAGAAGGAACGUCGCUACGGCUUGGUUGAGGGUUAGCCCACGCGCGGCCGGCGCCAGCGCACAGCGACGGGGCUCGUGAGACACGCCCUCGCAAAGAAACGCAUCGCCGACCGCCGCCGUCGUCGCCCGGGCAACGUGGUAAGGACUUCUAUAUGGAAUUGGACCCCUGUGUAACAAGCUAAACGGGCGAAUGAUCGACGCGACAAUCGAGACGAUGCUUAAACAUUUCUUUGCUGUGAUAUUAAUUUUGUUUACUUUAAUUUGUAUGUACUUUGAGUGAUGUGUCGUGCCAGACACUGUUGUAUGUUUAUUUGUAAAUAAUUUACGAGUUGUAAUUAUUAAUUCUUAAUGUUGAUACGUGCAGCGCACGGCGUGAUCUAUUGGUACGAGCCUGUGUUGGAUUCGUUUACUUGUUUAACAAUGCUUUAUAUAUUUACGCUUUUUAAUAAGAAAUUUGCCACAUUCGAUGUUAUCAUACAAUGAUUCAACUAACGACACCUUGCUAAGAUUCACGGACAAUCGAUAUCAAUAUUUAAUCAUUUCAAUAUAAUAUAGCACUAAUCGAUGUAUUAAAAGACAACUUAUAGUACAUAAUGAUAAUUAUUAAAGAACAGUAUUGAACCGAUCUAGACGUGUUUUAAAAAUUAUUCCAGUAGAAGUAAUAGACUAAUAGUUGACUAGAACGCUGCAUUUAUUGUUGUAGAAAGUAAAUCAUUAUAAUCUGAUUGUAUGAUGAUGUUUACAAUGUUGUAACCCUGUAGGUACGUAAUCUCCUAUGUAUUGUUGUUAUGUUCCCCAGCUGUCGUCCCAAAGGUUAGUGAGUCCUUUAAGAACCUUUACAUUGUAAAGUAUUUCUACUCUAAAUUGAAAAUAUGUAUUUCUGUAAAAUUUUACACUUCAGAGUAUACGAUAUAUUUUACGUCUUCACUUUUGAUAAAAUUUACCCUACUAUGCUCAAAUAUCAAUUAAUUUAUCACCUAGAAAAUGUUUAUAAAAGAUCAUA
This is a messenger RNA of Spodoptera litura, 3523 nucleotides long. RefSeq lists its product as uncharacterized. The record is from RefSeq and is a predicted model, not a curated record. Lineage: Eukaryota; Metazoa; Arthropoda; Insecta; Lepidoptera; Noctuidae.